Messenger RNA from Neoarius graeffei (lesser salmon catfish), 903 nucleotides. It is a transcript of the gene tm4sf21a, whose product is annotated as transmembrane 4 L six family member 21a. Lineage: Eukaryota; Metazoa; Chordata; Actinopteri; Siluriformes; Ariidae. Gene Ontology annotation, cellular component: membrane. The transcript is spliced from 5 exons. Bases 161 to 733 code for a protein of 190 amino acids. The record is from RefSeq and is a predicted model, not a curated record.
GAGGCCCAGCCUACUUUAUUCACUCCAUUCACAUGCUCUAACAGAUAGGAGUACAUAAGUCUGAGGAACACAGAGGAACCCUUGUCUCGGUUCUUCUCCACACUUUAUCGUCCACUCCACUGAUCUGGUCCUUUCAGUAAAUAAUCUCUGAUUUUGCAGCAUGUGUACAGGAAGGUGUUCUCGUUUUGUCGCCGGGGCGCUGUACCCACUGGCCGCCAUCUCCAUCCUCUGCAACAUCAUCCUGUUCUUCCCCGGCUGGAAGGCUACAUACGCCGCUGACGGAAACUUAACCGAGGAGGUGAAAUACAUGGGAGGCCUGGUCGGAGGAGGACUCAUGGUUAUAGCUCCAGCUCUGUUUAUUCAUGUCACUGGGAAACAGGGAUGCUGUGCUAACCGCUGUGGGAUGUUCCUCUCCAUCCUGUUUGCAGCAGUAGGAGUGUGUGGCGCCCUCUACAGUUUCUCAGUGGCCACGUUAGGACUGAUUCAUGGGCCAUACUGCAGAAUGGGACUCAUUUGGGGGACUCCCUUUAAAAACAGGUCAGAGAGUUACCUGAAUAACCGUGAUUGGUGGAUUAUAUGCACAGAGCCGAAGGGUGUGGUGGAGUUUAAUGUCGGUCUGUUCUCCACUCUGCUCGUCUGCAGCACUCUGGAGUUCAUCCUGUGUGCAUCACAGAUGAUUAACGGUCUCAUUGGCUGCAUCUGUGGAGCCUGCGUGGAUAAAGGGCCUCUGUAAGUAAGACUUCACCUGACGAGCCCAAAUGAUUCUGGCGGUUUGACUGGACUGGAAUCAGCAUUUCAUCACAAACGCAAUUAAUGAUCUAACCUGACUGUAAAGUGUUCAUGUGUGAAUAAAUCAAAGUUAAAUCUAACAGUGAGUGUAAUAAAGCCAUUAACUGAAUGACA